Akanthomyces muscarius is the source of this 768-nucleotide messenger RNA. RefSeq lists its product as uncharacterized. The record is from RefSeq and is a predicted model, not a curated record. The transcript has a single exon. The coding region runs from base 1 to 768 and encodes 255 amino acids. NCBI's taxonomy places the organism in Eukaryota, Fungi, Ascomycota, Sordariomycetes, Hypocreales, Cordycipitaceae.
AUGUCUACCGCCGCAACUCUUCGACCAACCCCCAUCCACAGCAAGCCCGUCGCUGCUACCACUACCACCAACACCACACAUACUCGCCACGCCUUUGCUGCUCCCUCGCGCAAAAGCAUGUCCGUCACCCAGACCUACUACCUGGCGCACAAGGCCCGCGCCAAGCUGUCGCGCGAAGCCGCCCAGCCCGACCACGACCUGCGCCUGCUCGUCGGCCACGCCAACCUGCUCGACUCGCUGAUGGUCGAGCUCGCCGAGGCCGAGCGCGAGCAGGAGCGCUGGUUCAACCAGUCCGUCCGCAACACCUCGUCCGCAAAGGCUUCCGAGAAGCGCCACAUCCAGUGGGCCGACCGCAUCGUCGAGGAGGCCGUCGAGGACGACGAGUACGAGGAGUCGUCCGACUCGGACUCGGAUUCUGACUUUGACUACGAGGAGGAGGAUGCCAGGAUGACGACGACGACGACGAUGCCCACCGUCACCGUCGCGCAGGUCGAGGAGGAGGACGAGGAUCUCGAGGAGGACUAUGCUCAGCUCGAGCUCGUCCGCACCCCCUCGCACAGCAACUCGCCGCCCGAGCUGCUCCUCGACCACCACGACUCGGACUCGUCCGACGACGAGUCCAUGCCGCCCUCGCCGGCCGAGGCCUCGCUGCCCCUGCCCGCCGACAGCAAGCAGCACACUGCCAAGGAGCAACAAGUGUACGGAGAAGAAGAGUACUACAGCCGCCGCAACGCAGCUGGCCUGGUAUCCGCCAUCAUGGUCUACUAA